UUCUCCAAGAAAUAACAAGCCAAUGGUAAUAAGCAGAAAAAUGAUAAACGAUUAAAUUAUUUAAACUAUUUAAUAAUUUGACAAUAAGUACUCAUGGUUGAUAUGAUAUUCGAGGUAGUAGAAAUUUGCAUACGCAUCACGCUUUUCUCUAAACAGAUCCUCUACGAAUGCAAAUACUCCAAAUACUUUAAUAUCGCGAAAUUCCACGAUUUCAAGUCUCUUAUGUUUCCUAAUUCUGCCGUAUCCUAAAUUCCAACAAGCUCCUUCAAUCUCGUCUAGACCUCUUAUCUUCACAAAUUUUUUCACGUUCUUCUGUGUAUCCCACUGAGCUCCUAGAAUUCCCUAAUAUCUCUGCACGUUUGAAAUCUCUCAAACGCUAGACAACGCUUUUGCCGGAGUCUGCUUAAAGCUCAAAAUUAAUUAGGUUAAUUUCCUUUAUCCUUUCCAUCCUAAUCCAUCACAUCCUCGUCGAGUUCAACGUUGACAAUAAGGCACGAAAAGAAGAGGAAUCCUCGCGGCGCAGACUUCGAGCAAUACCACGGAGUUACAUUCCAUUCCAGAUUUUCAAAUUACUGGAUUAUCUGGAUGGAAAGUAGCUGGCGUGGCAGGUAUCCAGGCCGCUUAGCGUUCGCUUGCGGUUUUAAGCUCGACUAUAUCGACGCCUCCUCCGACGUGUUCGCUCUUUUUAAAUAGAGAAGAAGAAUCACGUUUCAAGUCCAAUCGAAUGGCUGAGAUUCCAUCAUGAAAACCUGGGAUUCCUUACAACGCGAAAGAUAUUUUAUUCACUGAGAAAAGACACUUUUUAUUUCGCCAAAUAUCGUCGAAAGGCGCCGAUAUGGGGCUCCUACGCGUUCGAAGUGGAAACAUUUAACAUUUACGCGUUACAGUAUUUUACAAAUUAUUAUACGUAAUAAUUAUAUCGUGUACGUAUGUAAUUAAGUAAUCAAAUCAUUUAGCGUUGUUGAUUAUACGGUGUGAGAUCAGGCAAUGUAAUUUUACGGAAAAUGUAUAAUAGCUGUAUUUCAUGCAUUCUUGUCUAGGGGAUGGUUUUAGGAAUAAAGAUAAUUUGUAAAAAUGUUAUAUAAAUUUCAUUUUUGUUCCAUAUUACAGUUAUUUGAUUUAUCACGGAGUAACUAAGUAUCUCUUGUUAUUCUAUUAUUCUAUUUGUUAUUAAUUCACGUCUUCUCCGAUCGAUUUCUUCUGUUUUCACUUAAGAGUGUCUUACAGCUAAUAUUACACUAGUAUUCGUAAUGCAAUUUCUAUAUAAGUUUCUAGUAUUCGUUUCGCUUACAUAAUUUUCAGCGAUCCGGCAAGCUGGUCGGCAAAAACGUUGAAGAAACGAUCAAUCGCGCGACUUCUAUGUACUUCGCGUAACAAUCGACUAACUGAAACGUCUCGGUAACAGGCAUGAGAUAACGCGGCUGAUCGAGAAACGAUUUCGCGUAAGAACGCCGCCUUUAGCCGAGGGGCAAAAACCAAAACGCUUUCGCGGGGCCAACGUUCCCAAGUACCGUUAUGUCACUCGAUUGUGCCGCGAUCGAUACGAUCUCGACGCCAACGUUUCGUUCCAGUGAUCAUGGAAAGCGUGAAAUCGGUCGUGCGGCACGUGGCGCGAUUUGUCCGAGUUAUCGAUCGUUAUCCUUCGACUCGUGAAUUCAUCGAUCAAAGAUAAAUGCGUCGACGAAGAUGUAAAUUCGUCGUUGGAAGAAUAGCGAUUCGAUUUGUCGGAGCAAGUGGUUUCCAAAUAGAAUUUGGAAAUUUUUAUGUACCUUCGGCAUACUAAGAUCUCUUAAUCUACAAACUUUUCUUCCAUUUAUCCAUGAAAAUGAUUCAAUUUUUUUAUGAUAAAAGGCAACUCUUCACGCAAGCGGAUAUACAAUACAUUUUUUAAAAGAUAAAUGGACGGUUUAGUUCGCAACACGUUAUAGCCCGAAUUCUUAAACGUCAACAAGAUCUUCCGAUUAGUCCAGACAGGUAUUUUAGAGUUUUAGGGACGAAGAACAAUGAUCCAAAAUAUUUUCCGAACUAAACCAUACAGCAAAAUUGCAACACGCGGAUAUUUCGGGACGUAUCAACGUUCGUGUAGCUCACAGAACCACUUUAAACCAAUAUAAUUAAACUAAUCAAGUACCUUUAAAUCAAUUUACUCAACGUGUACAUUAAAUGAAAAUACUCGUCUCAAUCACUAAAACUGCCCAUUUCGUCAUCCACUUUGACUUCCAAUCGAAAAGGCUUCAGAUUAAUUCCAUUAACUUUAAAACCCCUCACUUGCUAUCUAUCGUUAUAUUUUGCCAAUCGAAACGCGUCGAUUUUCGAAGCGGCGGUACCACCGAGAUCCAUCGACUGGUGAAAUCUUCGAAAUCGUUGCGAAAUCCCUUCGAUCUCCGUCAUCUGCCUUCUGCCUUCCGAUAUCCCUUCUGCUUGGAAGAAAAUUCGCGACAGAGCCGAGUGGGAGGAGCUGGAUAAAGCAGCCUCUGCCGAUGUUUACCAACAAACGAUCGACAUCGAUAUCGGUGAAUCGAAAGCAUCGGAAGCAUGUGGCGUGGACCGGUCGUUGUGUUGCUCCUUCUCGUCUGUCGCGAUUCGCUCGAAGCUGGAGGUCGCGACGACGACGCAAGUGUGGACGAGUUGUUGCGUCGAGACGUCCGUGAACCGGCAUGGUCGGCCUUCGCCACGGAAGUCGAGGAUUUACUCGGAGAGGGAAACUCACCGGAGAAAGAGAAAACUGGCAAGAAGGGCGCGAAGAAUGCGUCUGGCAAAUCAGACGAGGGAGGAUACUACAAAACGUACGGCAGCGACGCUGAGGGCGAGAAGGGUUACUUGACGGCAACCUACAGCAAGGGCAAUCACGGCUAUAAGAGCCUCGACACCUUCCACAAGCAGGAUGGCGACAAGUACGCAUUCGAGAAGCACGUUGCCUACGGCAAAGCGCGUGCUGACAAGAAAAGUAGCCACAACGACGAGGCAGCCUCUCGUUCCAGGAAAGCCGGUGAUCACGAGGGUGCAGGUACAGAGAAACUGUACGACGUCGAGCAUAACCAGCUUAUUAACCUAUCCGAUGAUAUCCUUGACGUAGAUACCAUCGUCGAUACCCAUUAUGCAACCAACGAGGGCGAUCAUCACGACGGUGGCGAAGAACACGAUGCUGAAGCCAACGAUCACGGGAGCUAUACUCACGAAGAUGGCGCUCACUAUAUGGCUCAUGGACCAGAAUCUUCGAGUUAUGGACAUAGUGAAAGCUACACGGACGGAGAGGGUGAACAUAGUUCUUACGGAAGCUACAGCUCCUAUUCGAGAGGCUCUGGCCACGAACACGGUGGCGACGGAGACCAUUACUAUUAAUCCUUUGCCAAAUGGCUGAUGUUUAGUUGUCCGAUUUUCUAUGGAAUGUAUUAUUACGGCAAAAGUGUGCCUAAUUUCGAGACCAGAACGGUAUAAGUGGAAAUGACAACAAUUAGCGCGAAGCAGAGGAAACAAGAAGCGAUAUUUUGUAUAAAUAUCGUUGUCAGUGUAGAAUGAUAUUUCCUUUGAAAAUUGUUGUUUUGAAAAUUGUACGUGAAGAAUUAAAAUUGGCCAAAAUGAAGUUGUUCAAUUUUUGUUGCUGUAUUUCUAGUAUUGGACAUUUAAUUAAUAAACAUUAGAAUUUAUUUUUAGACAUUUUGUGUACAAAUAUAGAAAUAGUAUCUUACGUAGAGUAUUUAUUGUGAAACUUACUAACUUAUAAUUUACAAUGUUGUUUCUCUGAUCGCAUAUCUGUUACGAUUAAUAAAUUAUACGAGCUUAUUCAUUUAACAUCGUGUAUUAAAAAAGAAGAAAACGAAAGGAAAUAAACGCUCGAUACAAUACUCGAUAGAACUUUCCAAACGUAUCCAAUUAUAUUCAUGCGACGUUCUCGAGCAGCAGAUUUACGUAUCAAGCGAAAUUCGGAAAAUCCGCUACGUAAAAUGUAAAACGUGAUAUUUCAACAGCAAUUACUGACAAUUUUUUAAAUUAACGCGUCGAUGUAGAAAAAAUUAUACAAAUUGGACGAAAAACGUAUAAACGAUGGGCUGGACGCGACACACCGUUCAAUUUCGUGUCAUCAAUUAAGAAUCGAUCAAUUAAAUCCGUAUGAUUAUGAGAAUAAUCUGGAUCAAACGGCUUUCGAUAACAACGAAUAUCGUAUCAUCUGGAAAUGAAUUUUUGCGACGUGCUCGUACAAUAUUCUUAUUAAACGUUUCAUAAUUAAUACGUAGGUAUCUGUUUGUUUACCAUGUUAUCAAAAAUCGAUCGAUAUGGUUUGUUGUAAUCGCGCGAUCGCAGACACGAAACAACUUGUUAAAGGACGAAUUUUCCAUGUGUGCAUCACGCUCGAACUGUCAAUGCUUCCCAUUGUUACUUCAUAAUAAUACGAACACCAAUUAUUUUAGAAAUGCAUUGCGCGCGCGCGCGUGCCUUCGUUGUGUAACGAACACAACGCGUAAUUUUGAUACCAUGCAAAGGUGGCGCGUUGUUAUUACGAAAUUUAAUGAUAUUACGUUUGUAUCACAUUGAUGAGCCGAUCUAAAUUGCAAUUGGUCAUCGUUCGCUGUUGUUCGUCGAUGCUCGUUACAUUAACGUUCCUAUAGCCACGCUCCAUUAUUGGCCGGGUAAUUUGUUCGAGAUCCAUAUCAUCGUGUCAAGUGAUAAGUACUAUCGAUCUUGGACGGCCCCGAUAAUUUAUAAUACACUGGAGACGGUGAAAAGAGUAGAUGCAAGUUAAAUUUUAAACAGAACGAGGUAAGGUUAUUUGAGUCGAGUCAAGUUUCCUAUGAUCGAUAUUAUUUGCUAUAUGUGUUUCAUUAACGUUCAUAUACCAUUGUUUCCAAAUAAUUGGCUAAAGUGUCGGGAUAUUUAUGAGCCUUGUUGUAUCUAUUUUUUUUUUUUCUGAGUCAGAUCGAUAAUAUUGGUUUCCAGGUUAAUUUGGUAAAGGGUAUAUUUGUUGUCCUACUGAGAGAUAAUAAUCGAAAAAUAGAUAAAAAGAAUUGGCAGAAAAUCAAUUCUCACGGCAAGAAAUAUAUACGUUUUAAAUGGAUUCGCCUGGGUACGGUUUCAUAUGACUCGAUUUGCGAGAAACGUUUUCCAACUAUUUUCGAAAAGAUUUGACAGCGGUUGUAUUAUUUCUGGCAUUUGUUAACACAUUUAUACGUAAAGUUACUGUUUUAAUUUUAUGUUGAUUAUUGAUUUUGAACGAUAAUAUUGCAUUUAUACGUAACGAAUAAUAUUAUAUAAUAAUAAAAUUCGUCAUUUCAACGAUCUUUUAUAAAUAACAUGAAAUAUCUAAUAUUAAUUCUAUAUUUCCUUUCCCGUGCUGUAUUUCAUUUACUAAAAUAUCUAAUUAAAAUCUUGAUGACAUCAAAGGGGCAUAGGAAUAUUUAACAUUUUUAUACUUUAAUUACGUUCAAUCAAUUUUACAACGUUUGAAUUAGUUUAGACCAAUUCCUGCAAAUGAAACUUUAAAUAAAUUCUUUCUCUUUUCUGUCGUAUAAAUCAUAACAAUGAGAACUGAAGGGAAGUUCAACAAUUUCAGAUUAAAGUCUAAUUUCAAGUGGAAUGUGAUAAAAACGCACAGAAAUCUGCGUGAAAUGUACAAUACGUACAAGAUGAUUUGAUGACAAAGUAGAUGAGUCAAUGAUGAUGAUAAAACCUGUUAAUCGUAGAAAACUAACAAAUAUUAUCUACAGAAUUGUACAAGUCUUGUGUGCCGAAUUCAAAUUGCACGAAACUUAACGUUUCUCUGACUUUCUAUAAAUACACAAAAUAUCGACAACGCAGGAGACAAAUUAACUCGCGUUUCUCUCAUUUUCCAUACGAAUAUUCCGAUGCGCUAUAGAUCAAGUGAUUCUUUGAUAAAUAACUUAUUACUUUCAAGACAUUAACUACUUGGGUGACGAGUUGACUCCACGAAACUUAAUUUGCUCCCCAAUUAACAAGUUAAACCGGCGUUUGGGCUUCGCGCAAAUAGCAAAACACGAGAUAUCCUCACAAGGUACGCCAUUAGCGUUGUCUGUUCUGGCCGACGAAGAAACAACGAGACCAGUUUGUUAAAAAGUACGACCGGUCACGCGACGAUAUCGCAUCUGGCUGGUCCCUGCGGGGCGAGCAACGUUUGACGCCACGGUGCGGGAUUUCGUGGGGAUGGGCACAGCGGAUUUUGCAAUUAUUUAUAACGAGGAAACUUUUGGAACGGCCGCAGCCUGGCAAUCGGUCCGUUAAUUGCACGAGAUAAUUAUUGUUAAACGCCGCGCGCGUGACAAAGGAUGAUUCCGCUGUCAUCGGAGGCUCAAACUAAUUCGCCGUGUUCGCUGGAGGACGAUCACUGGCUGAACUCGUCAAACUUUUCACCUUUUACCGUGCCACUCGCCCAACUGUGUUCGUUUGUUAAUUUUUCACCAGAGAAUUUCAAUGAAUAUGGAACGAGUCGGAUUACCGGAGAAAUCAAUCUUCCGCUGGCUGGAAACUUGAACGUUCGACUGUAGACUGUUUCAUUAUUGGGCUUUGACUGCGGAUUUGAGAGAGAGAAAUUGUAGAUAUAAUUUAUUGGAUUAAAUAAAGUUGGUUUUUUAAAUAUUUCAUUUCUGCGAGUAAAUGAAAAUUGAUGCACAGCGUGUUAUUCGUAUAGAAUCAAGACAGAUCAUUUCUUGUAAUAUUGAUUGCAUCGUGCUAUUAGAAUAAGUUAUUUUCUUAAAAGUUAACAAUUUUUACCGGAAUUAAUUCUCUUGCCAAUUCCUCGAAUGCUUAAUGUAUAUAUGUCAUUUCUAAUAUAAAUAUUAUAAGGUUAUACUAUAAUUGAAUUUCCAACUAAUUUUAUUCUAUUUCUAAAUAAGCAAUAUUAAAAAUAAGGAAACUAGUUAUCAAUAAAUCUCAAAACUGAAAAAAAGAAAAAAAGAAAAAAAAGGGAACUAAUUAAAUAUCGCAAUUAUCUUUGUCAUUUGGUGCUAGAUUGAAAUUCACUGGAAAGGUUACAAUCCAUUCGCGUUGCACGAUUUCACGAAAAUCCCCAUCGUGCGUGAAAUUCGAUCAUUCUUCCCCCGUGGCCGAUAAACAAGCCAGCCCUCGAGUGCAGCUCGUUUUCAAACCGGCACGCAAUCCAUGUUCGAGUGCACUUAAUCCGAAUUGUGCACCUCGGGACAGACAACUCGAAUACGUCGAAUGUCAAUGUUAGUUACCCUUCUUCUCGCUGUGGAAUAGAGCUUGUAAGCGUGGAGUGGGCACAAAUUAGGAAACAAUUUCAUUAGCUGUCCAAUGGGCGGCGCGCAAGCUCCAUUGUUCGUGGCCUACGGCUCGAUCAGUCGAUUGAUCGAAACGAAAGAGUGGUCGAAGGAUGCUUGCAUUGUGGCGGUGAAAAAACGUGCAAAAGGGAUCGUAACCGAUUCAACGAAGCUUCAGCGUUGAAUGUAAAGUAAUUUUAGUGAGAGGAUGAAAAGAAAGAAGGGGGUAGGGUGGUAACGUUGAGCCAUCAACUGAUUGCGACAGGAUGGCGCUGUCUCACCUUGCCGAGGAACAGCUUCAGUUCGGUGCAAUUAAGCGAAUCUAUAGAAAAGAGAAUUAAAGACAAUGUCAUUGCAAACUAUUGCCUUCUCCUGUUAGAAAAGUCAUUUCUUUUUCUGUCGGAAGAAGGAUUUUCUGGCCGAAUAAAAUUCAUCGAUGAGAAAUAUUUUCUGAUUUUAAUCGAAAAUUGAAAAUAAUUUUACAAAAGUAAUAAACUUACGAAUUAACAAUGUUAAUAAAUUUUCUUGCAUAUUAGCAAAAAGUAUAAAAGAAUUAACGAAUUGAAGGUAAGAUCAGCCUUUAUACGACGCUUAGCAAAGGGGAGAAAGGAAAAAAGAAAGAUGAAAGAAGAUCUGAGCUGUCUGAAAGGCAAUGGCAGUAGAAGCAGCGGCACUCAGUUGAAAUGUUUUCAAGUUACCAGCGGCACUUGAAGCCUUAAUUUAAUAGUCGGCGGCCUGUUCUUUUCCAAACGAAGGGGGUGGAUACACUUGAGCGGCGAUCCACCGUCGUCCUUGGAUCUGCUUACAAAGCAAUCUCUCCAUCUGGGAAAGUCCAAAGGGAACGCCACCUAAUCUAAUCUCCGUUACGACGAUGCCGAGUCCAAAUCGAAGUUGGCAGAGCCUUCGGUAUCCGGUUUUCUCGCAGUCUCUAAAGGAGCCCGAUGGUGAAGCUGGGCAGUAACCAAUCUUUAUCUUGAUUAUGCAGCGCCAACGCCGGAGGAGCCAAUCUCUAGCCGAACAGCCUGCCAAAUAAGGUCGUAAAGAGGCCGAAUCUAUCGAUCACCGUUUCAAACUGCAAAUUCGGCGCAGCUGAUUUGCAAUGGAGAUCGGAGAAGCACCGAGAACGACCGACGAUGCGUCCCCGUCCACCGAAUAAGCAGCUAAGAAAAGAAACUCGACUUUGUAUCGUUCGCGACGAAAAACCAACCAACCGUCUGAUUAUUCUCGACACUUCGUGGUGAAUUUUAAAAACCGUGAACGGAUAGCGUGCAAUGAAAAUUCAAUAAGAUUCGUUAGAGAAAGAAGUGAUCAUUAUUUGAUCGAUAGUCAAUUAAGAGAUUGAUCCAAUUGCAUGUUAUUCGGUCAAUUUAUUUUGUUGCAAAGUUUCCUUCUCGUUUGGAGCUUAAAAGUUUCAGAAAUACUUCAAACUUUUUUCUUACCUUUUUCUCCGUUUUAGAAUAUAAUACAUCAAUUUUUAACUGCAGUUUGGAUUUAUCAAAUUUUCACAGUAUUCGCAAACGUGCUCAGAUCCGAAACUGCAUUAUACCUUUCACUUUACCUACUUUACACUCACCUUGUAAGACCUAGGAAACGAAUACAUUACAAAAUUAUGCAACAUGGUAUGAAGUUUUCCUGACUUGGUGACUAGCAAUUCGACGGAACUUCGUUGAACUUUGUAACCUAGAAAUUCUGAAACUGAAUAAAGCCAACGAAAUUCCGCGCAUUCGAACAACAAGUUUGCCAAUCGAUCGACUCGAACGACGUACCAAGGAUUCUUCCGAGUUCCAGAUGUUUUCAGGUUACGAGGAUAUACCUACGUAUACACAACUCGGCUCGAAGCUAAUAUCGUAAAAGAUAUCGAGUCGUCUUUGUUGGCUGCAGAGAUUUUGCAAGGUCGUGCGACUGAAUCGUCAGCAGAACCUGGAACAAAUGGGCGAACAGUUAGCAGAACGAUCGGUGCAACUACGAUUGGUCAUCGAGCUGUGAUAUAUGCGUCGCCGACGUCUGUAAAUGUCCAUAAAUUGUUUUCGCUCCGUCGCGUUAUAAAUAAAACGGACUUUGUGAAUUUUUUUUAGCCACAAAUUCGCAUCGCCAACGAUAGGAUUAAUGGCGAUAUUAGAAAGUUUAUUGACGAUCCGUUUCACCGUGACGAUACCAUAUCGAAAUAAUUAUUUUAUUGUCUUUGAUUUAUUAUUAUUGUCAUGAUAUUACGUCGAGGGCUCGAAAAGUGUUUGAUAAAAUAUUAAUCUACAG
Molecule: messenger RNA, 9482 nt
Organism: Bombus huntii
Lineage: Eukaryota; Metazoa; Arthropoda; Insecta; Hymenoptera; Apidae
Exons: 4
Coding region: 2536-3342 (268 amino acids)
Source: RefSeq, a predicted model, not a curated record